Molecule: messenger RNA, 1188 nt
Organism: Lactuca virosa
Lineage: Eukaryota; Viridiplantae; Streptophyta; Magnoliopsida; Asterales; Asteraceae
Source: the annotation of a GenBank genome assembly
AUGGUUAAAACAAAACCCAUUGGAAGAGCAGUAUUUUCUUUAUUUCUUAUCCCACUGAUUGCAAAGUACCAAGCAGCGGUUGUGGACGUAAAAACUAAAGGUGCCAAGGGCGAUGGCAAAACCGAUGAUGGCCCGGCUAUUAUGAGCGCUUGGAAAGAAGCAUGUGGAGGAUUAUUAGGUGGAGGAUUAUUACCAGAAACGGUUUUAAUUCCACCAGGGACUUAUUUCGUAGCUCCUAUUCAACUGAAAGGUCCAUGCAAGGGCCCGAUUGAGAUCAAGGCCACCGGAGCAACUAUCAAAGCCCCACCGGAGGUUGCAAAGUUCAAAACUGAUGGUUGGAUCGAGAUAGAGGGUGUCGAUAAGUUGACUAUGACUGGUGGUAAUUACGACGGCCAAGGCCAGGCAACUUGGAAAAGUAACAACUGCGCCUCUACUGGAGUAUGCAAAUUACCAGCUAAUAUCAGAUUGACUAACUGCAAGAAUGCAGUGGUGAAAGACUUAACAUCCACCAAUAGCAAAUUCUUCCACAUGAAUAUAUUGGGUUGUGACAAUAGUAACCUUGACCAUGUUACCAUUAAUGCACCUGGAACAAGUCUCAACACGGAUGGAAUUCACAUCGGGAGAUUAAAUGGGCUCAACAUCACAAACACAAACAUAAAAACAGGAGAUGAUUGCAUUUCGUUUGGAGAUGGAAGCAAGAACGUCCAUAUCGAGAAAGUGACAUGCGGACCAGGACAUGGCAUCAGUAUCGGAAGCCUCGGUAGAUACCCAGGCGAACUACCUGUACAAGGAAUCUGGAUCAAAAACUGCACCAUCACCGGCACUGACAAUGGAGUCAGGAUCAAGUCCUGGCCAGCUGGCACACCAGGUAGCGCCACUGACAUGCAUUUUGAAGAUAUAAUCAUGCAAAAAGUGGGAAAUCCAAUACUGGUCGAUCAAGAAUAUUGUCCUUCUGGGAAAUGCCAGAAAGGACCCUCAAAAACCAAGUUGUCAAAUGUGAGCUUUAGGAAGAUCAAGGGAUCAUCAACAACUAAGGUAGCAGUGAAGCUUGUUUGCAGCCCAGGAACAUGCGACACUUUUGAGAUUGCUGACAUCAAUUUGCAAGGACCUGGAGGACCUGCCACCUCUGAGUGUAAAAACAUCAAGCCUAAAGUUGUUGGUCAAGUGGUACCCCCGGCUUGUCCUUGA